AUGAGUUCUCCAUCAUCAUCAUCAUCAUUCAUCCUCCCAGAUAUCCCACUACCGCAUGAGCGCAUCCUCAACUACUGGCAACAGAAAGCUGCCCUCGCUGCCGAGUCGUCCGCUGCUGCACCCGCUCAUUCUCCACUCACCAUGGAACCACCAUUGCCGGGCAAGAUCGUGCUGAGAGACAGUCCGGUUCAACGCUUGGCUCCACCUGCUACCUGGGCACCGCGGCGAGCGGUGCUAACUACUCUGUCCAACAAGAUCAAGCAGAAGCAGGAGAAGAGGAGGUUGGCGUUUGAGGAGCCUGAGGUUAGCAGGGAAGAGGACGAGCAGACAAUCUACUCACAAACAAAGAAACGUGCUGGAAUGGAGGACAACUCCUCCAUGGUUCCACUACUAGAGGAGGUGCGGCGGGGGGAGGAGGAUGAGAUGGACUUUGUUGCAAUCGUUAAUAGACCCACAGCUAAAUCAUGGAUGCCUCUCCGCGAGCUGGCGGAAGAUGUACCACACAGUAUCAUCUCGGCUCGUGAGGAGACAAACCACCACGGCAGACGGAUAAUAUUAAAAAUGAACAUUUCAUCCACGAAGAAAAUCUCUGAGGUAUAUCUACCUCAGAGAUUUUCAUCCAUAAUUUCUCCUGCAAAAGUUAUUAAAAUUAAUGCUAAUUGUAAGAAUUUAGGAAUAGUGGUGAAGCAUGUCACCGCUACAUGGACUGACAUUAAGAUUGUUAAAAUUUAA
Messenger RNA from Nilaparvata lugens (brown planthopper), 732 nucleotides. RefSeq lists its product as uncharacterized. Bases 1 to 732 code for a protein of 243 amino acids. Lineage: Eukaryota; Metazoa; Arthropoda; Insecta; Hemiptera; Delphacidae. The record is from RefSeq and is a predicted model, not a curated record. The transcript is spliced from 2 exons.